Messenger RNA from Stylophora pistillata, 1905 nucleotides. RefSeq names its product F-box only protein 7-like. Gene Ontology annotation, biological process: positive regulation of autophagy of mitochondrion. The record is from RefSeq and is a predicted model, not a curated record. Lineage: Eukaryota; Metazoa; Cnidaria; Anthozoa; Scleractinia; Pocilloporidae. Gene Ontology annotation, molecular function: protein kinase binding.
CCUCUCCCCCUGUCCACUGGAAAACAGUUUUAUCUACCCACAGAUCUAUGCGCGUUGAAAUUCAAGAUGGCUGCCAACAUGACCUAGCAAGUUUUUCGCACGAAAUUUAGGCCCAUUUGAUUGAAAUGAAACUGAGAGCUGUCUUGAAUAGGCGCAGAGAAGUGCUUGAAUUGUCAGGGGAUGCAAUAACCUUGAGUCAUUUCCGACAAGCUGUCCAAAGAAAAUUUGUCUUGAGAGAAAGCAGUUUUCAUCUGAGCCUGAAUGGCCAAGAUGUUUUGGAGAAUGACUCGUUACUCCUCACAGACCUGGGAAUAGUAAAUGGUGACUUGAUCCACGUUCUGUGCAUCAGAGAUGAGCUCGAGGAAGAAACUACAUAAGAUAACCUCGAUACACCUGGCUCCUCAAAAUCGACUGCACAAAUUAGUCAUACACCCUCUUGUCAUACAUUUUCCACAGAACCAGUAGCUGGUCCAUCAGAGGUGAGGUCAGUGUUGUCUGCGCAUAAAGAACAACAUGAUGGACAGAGCAAAGGAAAAACCAGAAAUGCAGAAGCUGAAAAGGUUCAGCAUUGUCCAGGAUCUUUUACAUCUGUGUCAAGUGUAGGAUCUGUGUCAUCAGUCAGAUCUCUGGUUCUUUGUCGGGAGGGAAUACCACCAAUGUUAGACGACUUGUACAGAGCUGCAGAGGUUGGAACCAUUCAUGAGGCAGCAUGGGUUGUAAUCCAUGUUUUGAUGUUAGAGACUGGCUUCAUCUGUGGAUCAGAGGAAUCAGCAGAAAGGGAAGAAACAGAGGAAUUGAACAAAGCUGUGCCCUCCAAGAUAUGGAAUAAAGGAGGUGUUGUAAAAGUGAUGUACACACAUCCAUCUUGUCCUGGUUUAACCUGCUCCCUGACGUGCACCUCUCUAGGACCUUAUAUGAUGCUACAUGGUCUAGCUAAUUCAGUUGAAAAAAGUGACAUAUAUCAAUGCAAGUUACAACCUACUGACUUUGUCAGGGGAAGUGUGGAUCUCAAAACAAGUGGAGCCUCCUCAGUAUAUUAUAAUCUUCAUCGACUGUCAAGACUGUACAAGGAUCAAGUUGCAUAUCCAUUGUUGUCCUUUAUGAGGGCUGCUGAUGAUUCUUGGAAAUCUUCCAGUUCAGAGCAUCAUAAAUGUCUCCCGCACUUGCCGAGAAUUGAGAUCUCUUUCAAGUGAUUCCACAUUAUGGCAACACCUUGCGUUUAGAGAUUUUGGUGUAAGUGUUAAAGAGCAGACCAGAAGUUGGAAGGCAACAUACAUUCAUCUGUACAAACAAAGGAAAACCCAGGAGCAAAUGAGAAUGCAGGUUAUGGUACCACCUCAUAGAAUAUACCCCCCUGGCUAUAGUUUAGGCACACAGCCUUACAGGGGGGACCCAUUUCCACCUGGUAUGUUAGGUGGGCACAAUGAUCUUUUCCCUAAUCUGCCAUUUAUGCCUGGUGGCAUUAAUCCAACUCCAGGCGUCUCUCCAGGGACUGGUCUGCCGCAACCUCGAUUUGACCCCUUUGGUCCAUUACCUGACAUAAACCAGAAUCCUGGGCCAUCACGACAAGGGAGGCAUCCACGUCGCCGCCCUAAUCCUUCAUUUGGGUACCCUCCUGGAUUUUUGUAGAAUGACAUUAUUGAAUGCAUUCGUCUGAAAAAAAAGUUUACCAGUGACAGUGUUUGGCACAUGCUUGAUAUUUCAUCAGUCAUCUGUGUGGAGCUGUGGGUAAUGAUAAAUCAUUACCAGUUCUGUUGGACAAUUGUCCGACAUUAGGGAUUUUAGCAGUGGUGAUGGCAAUACUGAGGAAUAAUGUAUGUAAGCAGGGCUGAGUUCCAAAUGGAAAUUUGUUUCUGUUCUCAGACCAAACAAAUUUUGGUUAUUUCACAUUGUUGUUUUGUACAG